AUGAAGAUGAAGACGCCAAAGAUGGACGAUAGCCUCACGAUUGAAGAUCAAGAAUUGAGCGGGAAGGCGAACGCUAUGGAGCGUUCCAGUGCACCCUCACUCAUCUUUUCCCAUGAAGCAAUUGACAAGAAGCUCGGAUCUAUGUGGUGCUCGUCAACGAAAUUCGGGAGAGUCUUACUGAAGCCUCCGCUGGGUCUAAACACGACGACUGUGUGCUAA
This is a messenger RNA of Cylicocyclus nassatus, 219 nucleotides long. The record is from the annotation of a GenBank genome assembly. Lineage: Eukaryota; Metazoa; Nematoda; Chromadorea; Rhabditida; Strongylidae.